Meleagris gallopavo (turkey) is the source of this 8068-nucleotide messenger RNA. It is a transcript of the gene JMJD1C, whose product is annotated as jumonji domain containing 1C. The record is from RefSeq and is a predicted model, not a curated record. Gene Ontology annotation, cellular component: histone deacetylase complex; chromatin. Lineage: Eukaryota; Metazoa; Chordata; Aves; Galliformes; Phasianidae. Gene Ontology annotation, molecular function: transcription coregulator activity; histone H3K9 demethylase activity; chromatin DNA binding. Gene Ontology annotation, biological process: regulation of transcription by RNA polymerase II.
GACGACGUAGACAGUCUAAACCCAGUUCUCAGGGAUAACCCGCAGUUACAUGAGGAAGUAAAAGCCUGGGUAAAGGAACAAAAGGUUCAGGAGAUUUUUAUGCAAGGUCCAUACUCCUUAAAUGGUUAUAGGGUGAGAGUGUACAGACAGGAUUCUGCCACCCAGUGGUUUACUGGGAUCAUUACUCAUCAUGAUCUCUUCACUCGCACUAUGGUUGUUAUGAAUGACCAGGUAUUAGAACCUCAGAAUGUUGAUCCUUCUAUGGUUCAGAUGACUUUUCUAGAUGACGUUGUUCACUCUUUGUUGAAAGGUGAAAAUAUUGGCAUCACUUCACGCCGGCGGUCUCGUUCCAACCAGAACAGCAACACAGUUCACGGUCAUUAUACACGUGCUCAAGCAAAUAGUCCCAGACCAGCAAUGAAUUCCCAAACUGCACCAAAACAGAAUUCUCACCAGCACCAGCAGCAGAGGAAUACUAGGCCCAGUAAGCGGAAAGGUUCUGAUAGCAGCAUGCCUGAUGAAGAGAAGGUGAAAGAGGAAAGAUUUGAUUAUAUAGGUCGAGGAGAAAACCCCAAACAAAAUAAACACUUCCUUAGUAAAAGAAGAAAACCUGAAGAGGAUGAAAAGAAAUUAAAUAUGAAGAGACUGCGGACAGACAAUAUCUCAGAUUACUCUGAGAGCAGUGACUCAGAAAUCUCCAAUAAAAGAUUAACAGAUUCCUCCUCAGAGCAAAACUCAGAGAAUGAGUUAAAAAGCAAGAAUACUUCAAAGAUAAAUGGAGAAGAAGGAAAAUCUCAAACUGUUGAGAGAGUAGAACAGCCACUAACAGAUAGGCGAUCUCCAUGGGAUGAAGUACAGGAGGAUAAAAAACGUGAGGAGCCAGAAAGGCUGAAGUCAUCGCUCUUAGAUCAGCAGGAAAAGCCUUUGCUCCAUGCAGCAGAGCAGCCAACACCUUAUGAGCAGAAUUCCAAGGAUCCACAUGUUCAAGAGUGCAAUGCAGAGAAACAUCAUGCUGCGGAAUUAAAAAAUGAGCAGUUUGUACCCAAACCUCCUACUCCGAAAAGCAUUGUUGAUAAAACUAGUAAAAACAACUCUGAAAAGGAGAGCCAGGAUAAUGCUGCAAGUACCUUUGGAUUGCAAACGGUUCCGAAAAUAGAAUCUCAUAGCAGUGAUUUAAAACAGCAGUUUGCAAAUGCAAAUUUCCUGGAAGCACGAAAGCAGGAAGCUGACCAAAGUUGGGUUAGCUGUGUUGUAAACAAAAUGGAUUUGAUACAACCUGGUGUUGUGAAAGCAUUACCAGUAAAUGAACAUUUAAAUCCUGAAAAAGAGAAAGUGCAGUAUGGCUCAUUUAUGUCUUCGUUAAAUGUAGCUUCUGUAGCAGAAGACAGUAAACUGCGUAAACAAAGUCCAGUCCCUGAUUCUGUGAAGUCAAAACCUAGUGCUUCAGUUGAUCAUCCUAAAACAAAGUCACCUGAUGUUAAGCCUAAAUUCACCCCAUCUUCUGAUACUGUGAAGUCUAAGGUUAGUUCCCAAAACAGCCAUGCUCCUGGAUUAACAAGGUCAGCCAAUAAAAGCGAUCAUGAUUUGCCUAGGUCUAGUUUUCAUCCAGUUCCAGCUAGAGUUAGCGCUCUAGAAGCUACUAAAAGUCCUCUUAUCAUUGACAAGAACGAACAUUUCACAGUGUACAGGGAUCCCACUCUGAUUGGACAAGAAACAGGAGCUAAUCACAUUUCACCUUUUUUGCAUCAGCAUAAUUAUCCUCUGCAUUCCUCAUCCCACCGAACCUGUUUAAAUCCAAAUGCUCAUCAUCCUGCAUUAACUGGUUCAUCCCAUCUGCUGCCUGGGUCUUCAACUCAGACCCCCUUGUCUGCUAUUAACACUCACCCCCUUAGUACCGCCCCUCACCAUUCCGUUCAUCACCCUCAUCUACUUCCUGCAGUGUUGCCCGGAGUGCCUGCUGCCUCCUUGCUGGGUGGCCACCCGCGACUAGAGACUGCUCAUGCUAGCAGCCUAAGCCAUUUGGCAUUGGCUCACCAGCAGCAGCAACAGAUGUUACAACACCAGUCUCCACAUCUUCUCGGACAAGCUCAUCCUUCUGCUUCCUAUAAUCAGCUAGGGCUUUAUCCAAUUAUUUGGCAGUAUCCAAAUGGAACACAUGCUUACUCAGGACUCGGCCUGCCCUCCUCGAAAUGGGUCCACCCAGAAACUCCUGUUAACGCAGAGGCUUCCUUGAGAAGGAAUACUCCCAGCCCGUGGUUACACCAGCCCACCCCUGUGACCUCAGCUGACAGCCUUGGAUUGCUGAGUCACAUUCCUGUGCGACCAUCCAGUGCAGAACCCCUUCGGCCUCUCAAACUGGCAGCACAUUCUAGCCCACCAUUGUCCAAAAGCAUAGUAGAGCAUCACAAAGAAGAACUGGAGAGGAAAGCAUUUAUUGAACCUUUACGUUCUGCUACGACUGCGCCGAUAAAGACAGAGCUGGAGCAAAGCAGAACACAGGCAGCAAAGGAGAGCCAUAUGCACAGACAUUUUGCAGAUCCAGUGUUGAACCAGCUGCCAAGGCCGCCACAGGAGACGGGGGAGCGACUGAGCAAAUACAAAGAAGAACACAGGCGAAUACUCCAAGAAAGUAUUGAAGUUGCUCCUUUUACAGCUAAAAUAAAGGCACUGGAGGGAGAGAGAGAAAACUAUUCCAGGGUAACAUCCUUAUCUUCAAGUCCCAAAAGCCAUUCAGUAAAGUAUGACAAAGAUGCAGAACGCUCUGUGUCAGAACUGUACAAAAUGAAGCAUUCGGUUCCACAGAGUUUGCCACAGAGUAACUAUUUCACCACCUUGUCUAAUAGUGUGGUGAAUGAACCACCAAGAUCUUAUCCGUCCAAGGAAGCUUCGAGUGCAUAUGUUGAUAAGCAAACUAGUUGUCCUUCAACAGCAGCCAGUCCCCAGUCUCUUCCUUCUUACGUUUCUUCUCUCUCAAAGCCUCCUCCUUUAAUUAAGCAUCAACCUGAGAGCGAAGGCUCUGCGAGCAAGGUACCUGAGCAGCUUUCACAGUCCGUGCAAUCUCACUCGGUUGGUUGUUUUAGAAGUGACAGCAGGAGCCCUACUCAGUUGUCAGUCUCAUCUUCAAAUACACUCCGAAGCAUGCCUGCCUUGCACAGAGCACCCGUGUUUCACCCCCCUGUGCACCAGAACCUGGAGAAGAAGGAAAGCAGCUACAGCAGCCUUUCGCCUCCCACUCUGACCCCCGUUCAACCUGUUAAUGCUGGUGGUGGUAAGAUACAGGAACUGCAGAAACCACCAACUUUAGUACCUGAACCUAAGGAAGCUCAGACUGUUUACAAGGGCUCUUCUGAACAGAAUUUAUCAGAAGCGUGGAAGUCUAGCAACGCUGCUGCUAAUGAAAAAGUGGACUGGCAUGUUGAGAGAGCGAGUGGAAAGUCACAGUCCGCCACGGCAUCUGUUAUUGUGCGUCCUGCUUCGAGCACGAAAUACGAGAGCAUAGCAGCGGUGCAAUCAGCUUCCAAAGAUCGAGUCAGUGAGAGAUCUUCAGCUGUGACAAAUCAAGCAGAUUGCCUGAAAACAGCGGAAGCCAGGGAGACUGGAAGAGUCAUUCUGCCAAAUAUGAACUCAGACAGUGCUCGCACACAGUAUGAAAAGAAAUUUCCAGCUGUCUCGCAAGGCACUGUUGCUCGUUCUGUCACCCCUACCACAGCUAUGAUCUGCAGUACCAAAAUGGACGUGACCGCAUCGGCGGCCACAACUACCAGCGUGUUGAGCUGGGGCAGCUCAGAAGUGACUUAUUCCUUGUCAAGCACAGCCCCGGCCUGCACGCCACUGGAGAGUGCCGGCUCGAGAGCCGCAGGUCAGGCGGCAGCACCGGCCCAAGAGCGCAAGGGCAGCACUCCAGCGCCAGCUGCACCCGUCCCUGGCAAGGCAGGCAGCGCUGCGCAGCCCGGCCCGGGGUUCUCCACCUCUGCCGACUUCGUCCAUUUGAAAAAGCACAAGGCGGCGUUGGCCGCAGCUCAGUUUAAAAGUAGUAACCCCAGCGAGACCGAAUCCAACUCUGUGAAAAAUCAGACAUUUUCAACCUCUCUCUCCCUAGACAGUGCUAUCGUCUGUAAUACAAUAAACAAAGCAAACUCUGUAGGCAGUGGGCAAACUUCCCAGGCGAGUCAGCCAAACUACCACACUAAACUGAAAAAGGCUUGGCUGACAAGACAUUCAGAGGAGGAUAAAAACACUAAUAAAAAAGAGAAUUCAGGGAACAGCGUUUCAGAAAUUAUUAAGCCAUGUACCGUCAAUUUAAUAGCUUCUACAUCAAAUGACUUGCAAAAUAACAUUGAUAGUAAAAUCUUGGCAGAUAAGCUUGUGAAGGAAGAUAAGCACCCUAGGAGAAAAGCAAAACGAACUUACGAGUCUGGCUCUGAAAGCGGAGACUCUGAUGAAAGUGAGAGCAAGUCAGAGCAGAGGACUAAGCGGCAGCCCAAGCCAACUUACAAAAAGAAACAAAAUGAUUUGCAGAGGAAAAAGGGUGAUGUGGAGGAAGAAGUAAAACCAAAUGGUGUUCUUAGCAGGAGUGCCAAAGAAAAAAGCAAGCUGAAGUUGCAGAGUGGCAGUAACAGCAGUGAGUAUAUUAAUCUGCUCUGGAAAAGACAAACUCGUGUAAACUGCGGCAGUGUUAAUCCUGGAGGGUCCGUGCGUGCUGGAAUACCUCGCUCGGUGUUAAAGGACUGGCGCAAAGUAAAGAAGCUGAAGCAAACAGGAGAGUCCUUCUUGCAGGACGAUUCUUGCUCUGAAAUUGGACCAAAUUUGCAAAAAUGCAGAGAAUGUAGGUUAAUAAGAAGCAAGAAGGGUGAAGAACCAACUCACUCGCCGGUGUUCUGUAGAUUUUACUACUUUCGACGGUUGUCUUUUAGUAAAAAUGGAGUGGUUAGGAUAGAUGGUUUCUCCUCUCCUGAUCAGUAUGAUGAUGAGGCACUGAGUUUAUGGACACAUGAAAACUAUGAAGAUGAUGAACUGGACCUGGAAACUUGUAAAUAUAUUUUAGAUAUCAUAGGGGACAAGUUUUGUCAGUUGGUAACAUCCGAGAAAACAGCCAUGUCCUGGGUGAAAAAAGACGCCAAAAUUGCAUGGAAGAGAGCAGUGAGAGGAGUCCGUGAGAUGUGUGAUGCAUGUGAAGCCACAUUAUUUAACAUUCACUGGGUCUGCCAAAAAUGUGGAUUUGUGGUCUGCUUAGAUUGUUACAAGGCGAAGGAAAGAAAAAGUUCUAGAGAUAAGGAACUGUACGCCUGGAUGAAGUGUGUGAAGGGCCAGCCUCACGAUCACAAGCACCUGAUGCCAACACAGAUUAUCCCAGGCUCUGUUUUGACAGAUCUUCUGGAUGCUAUGCACAAUAUUAGAGACAAAUUUGAAAUAAAAUCCCACUGUCAGUGUACUAGCAAGCAAAACAUGCAAGCUGGCAAGCUCCCAGCAAUGAACGGUGUGUCUCAGGUUUUGCAGAAUGUCCUUAAUCACAGUAAUAAAAUUUCUCUGUGCAUGCCUGAGUCUCAGCAGCAGAAUACUCCUCCGAAGUCUGAGACAAACGGCAAUGCAAGUCCGAGGAGCGACGUCAGCACAGACAGCAAGCUAACGCCGCCCGAGUCCCAGUCACCGCUGCAUUGGUUAGCUGAUCUUGCAGAGCAGAAAGCCAGAGAAGAGAAGAAAGAAAACAAAGAGUGUCCUUCUGGAAAACAUUCAAAGGAGGAGAAAGACCAGGACAGUUUGGAGUCCCAAAACUGUAAAAGCUCCCCUACUGCAUCCCAGAACAAUGAGCAGGGCUCAACCUUACGAGACCUGUUAACAACAACAGCAGGCAAACUGCGUCUGGGUUCUACAGAUGCUGGUAUUGCUUUUGCUCCGGUUUACUCUACGGGAACAGCAAGCAGCAAGAGUGGAAGGACUAUGCCAAACAUUCUUGAUGAUAUCAUUGCUUCAGUGGUAGAAAACAAGAUUCCACCAAAUAGAGCACCAAAGAUGAAUGUAAAAUCUGAAGUAAAAGAUGAGCCAAAGGAAGACAGAAAAUGUAUUCAGGAUGAUGGCAAUAAGUUGUACAGUGAUAUUCAGUAUUCUUGGAUCUGUGAUAAACAUGUUUUGUGGCUCAGAGACCAUAAAAACAACAACAACUGGAAGCUCUUCAAAGAGUGCUGGAAACAAGGGAGGCCUGUUCUAGUGUCUGGUAUGCAUAAGAAAAUGAACUUCAGCCUGUGGAAAGCUGAGUCCAUUAGUCUAGAUUUUGGAAACCAGCAAGCUGAUAUCUUGAAUUGUAAAGACAGUAUUAUUUCAAACACCAACGUCAAAGAGUUCUGGGAUGGUUUUGAAGAUGUUUCAAAACGGCAGAAAGUAAAAAAUGGAGAAACGGCUCUACUGAAAUUGAAGGAUUGGCCUUCUGGUGAAGACUUCAAGGCUAUGAUGCCAGCAAGAUAUGAGGACUUAUUGAAAAGCUUACCCCUGCCUGAAUAUUGUAGUCCAGAAGGGAAAUUAAAUUUGGCUUCUCAUCUGCCAGGAUUUUUUGUCCGUCCAGAUUUGGGACCCAGACUAUGCAGUGCAUAUGGUGUGGCUGCUACUAAAGAUCAUGAUAUAGGAACUACAAAUCUCCAUAUAGAAGUUUCGGAUGUAGUGAACAUCCUUGUUUAUGUUGGCAUAGCAAAAGGAAAUGGAGUGCUUUCCAAGUCAGGAGUACUGAAGAAAUUUGAAGAAGAAGAUUUGGAUGACCUCUUAAGGAAGCGCUUGAAAGAUUCAAGUGAAUUACCUGGUGCUUUAUGGCAUAUUUAUGCUGGCAAAGAUGCUGACAAGAUCCGAGAAUUUCUGCAAAAGAUAGCAAAAGAGCAAGGCUUAGAAGUUUUACCAGAGCACGAUCCAAUACGUGAUCAGAGUUGGUAUGUGAACAAAAAACUUCGCCAAAGACUUCUUGAGGAAUACGGUGUAAAAACCUGUACGGUUAUUCAGUUUCUUGGUGAUGCUAUUAUUCUACCAGCAGGAGCACUUCAUCAGGUGCAAAAUUUUCACAGCUGCGUUCAAGUAACCGAAGACUUUGUGUCUCCAGAACAUCUUGUACAGUCGUUUCACCUAACACAGGAGCUGAGGCUGUCAAAGGAAGAAAUCAAUUAUGAUGAUAAACUGCAGGUUAAAAAUAUCUUGUAUCAUGCAGUUAAAGAAAUGGUGAGAGCUUUGAAGAUUCAUGAAAGUGAAAUGGAAGAUAUGGAAGAAAACUAAGCUCUCACUGCUUUUUUGUGUUAAUGGCAAAAAAAAGGGGGUUAUUUUUUCUAAUAGACGAACAGUAUGCACACUAAUUAAAGCUUCACAAACCAUCAGUGCCAAGAAAAUAUAGUCAUCGUAUUGGUAACGACACUGCAACGGUAGAGCUUCAUAUCACAGCCACUGUGACUCUGUGUUAGACUUGCAAACAACAAAGCAGCGUUCUGCUGUCCUGUAUUAUAAUGUACAUGAAGUUUGUUAAAUGUUAAAGAUUUAAGAUGAUGUAUUUAUUUUUGGAAAAAAAAAAACAAACACAAAAUUCUAUGCUAUAUUGUUGAUCAAAUGUAAAUGUGACUUGUACAGUUUGCUAAAAUAAUUCCGAUAUUUUUCACUACAUUGAGACAGUUACUGUGAGAGUAGGACACAAACACCAGCUAUUGCCUGCAUUUGGGAUCUUGCUGAGUCCGCACAGCAGUCAUGUCAUAAUCUGAAAAUUACUGCCAAAUAAUUGUAAACUUUGUAAAAUAUAAAGUAUAUAAAGUAGAUAUUAAAUACAGACACUUCAGUAUUUUAUUGAAGCUAUUCAGUGUACAAUUAAACGUUUUCAAAAGGUGUAAUUUAUUUAAAAAUUGUCUCAUUUUGGUAAAAUUUAUGUGAACUUUUAAAGCUAAAUAUUAAACUUAAUAUGCUAUGUAAAUAUAUACAUAUAUACAUUCAAUGAUGUAUUUUUUUAAAACAUUGGCUUGCUUUAAUUUGUUAAAAGUGCAAGUGUUACACAUGCUUUGUACAUUGAAGUUGAAAGGGGUUUUACAUUUUCCAUUAAAAGGACUUUAUCAGA